This is a messenger RNA of Carassius gibelio (silver crucian carp), 1417 nucleotides long. RefSeq lists its product as uncharacterized. NCBI's taxonomy places the organism in Eukaryota, Metazoa, Chordata, Actinopteri, Cypriniformes, Cyprinidae. The transcript is spliced from 3 exons. Gene Ontology annotation, molecular function: DNA binding. Gene Ontology annotation, biological process: regulation of transcription by RNA polymerase II. Gene Ontology annotation, cellular component: nucleus; transcription regulator complex. The record is from RefSeq and is a predicted model, not a curated record. The coding region runs from base 372 to 1181 and encodes 269 amino acids.
AAGCGUAAAGGCCUGUUCACACCGGGACGAAUUCCGCGCGCGAUAUUCGCCGACGUUUAACGCCUCGUGACUAAACAAAGGGCGCCAAUGUGAGUGUGCACACCGACGCGAAAAACGCCACGCGUAAAAGAGUCAUUUUUUAAAAAACGCUUCGGGUUCGUUUUUUUGGUUUGACGCACCGCGUCAAAAACUAUACGACCAAUGAGAAUGGCACUUUUGCACACGUGUCUGGAGCUUCUGAAGUUACAGUAAAACACAACUUGGGGGCGCUCAAACACAAAACUGUCUUGCUGUGAGCACACAUACGUAACGGCGAAGAAGAUAUACGCCAAGUAGCGUCUACACUGCCGGGAAGAAAUAAGACGAAGAAGAUGCAAGGCAAGAUGAAUGUAGAGUUGCUGGUCUCGUUGGUGUCGGAACACAAAGAACUAUAUGACAAACGUGACAGCGAUUACAAAAAUCUUGAUAAAAGAGAACUGUUAUGGAGUGGUAUUGCACAGCAAAUGGGCCUUGAUGUGGAGGAGGUAAAACACAAAUGGAAAAGCCUGCGAGAUACAUAUACACGAAAAAAGCGCGAAGAUGAUUGCCGAAGUGGACAGGCUGCUAAAAACAAGAAGACGUGGAAAUUUAUGAAGGUCAUGGAGUUCCUCGCAACAUCAACUGAAUUUCGAAGUGUUCACAGCAAUAUUUCUCCUGAAAAUAUGAAUGAAGGGGUUGAGCAAGUGGUGGUUCAAAAAGAAGUCAGCGACAGAGAAGAAGCAUCAGCAAGCACGUCUCCAGGAUCAUCCUUCUCCAGCCCAACUGUGACCAGGUCUACUUUCAACAAAAGAAAACGGCCAGAGACACCAGACUUGUUGGACCGGUACCUUUUAUCCAAAGAAGCCAGGGAAAGUGAGAAAGAGGAACGCAGAAGAGAGAAAGAGGAGCGCAGAGAGCAACGAAGAGAGCAACAAAAUGAUGAAAAUUACUUGUUUGCUCUUGGCUUGAUACCAGCACUAAGGAGAUUGUCCCCAGCCGUACAGUCUUCAGUCAAAUUAAAAAUACAUCAGCUGUUGCAUGAUGCUGAGUUUGGCCAGGCCUCUUCUGCUUUUUUUCCACAGCAGUCACCGGUGUCCUACCAUCAGGUCCCCCCACAGACCCCAACAAACUAUGGCUGCUCUACAACUUCUUGGCUACCCUAAUAGAUGUUUACUGUAUACAUUUUAAUUCUGUAUUUUUUUUGUUUGUUUUUUUACAUUCAAGAAAUUUAGUUGAAAAUGGCCGUUUCAUAAAUGUUUAUUUGCACUAUUGUUCACUUGCACUACAGUCAUUGUGACUUAUUUGCACAACCUUUUCUGACGCCCUUUUUUACUUUAUGUUUGUGAUUGUUAUUGCAACUUGUAGUUCAUUAAAAAAUGUUUCAUUUUUCCAAAAGAAA